Spizellomyces punctatus DAOM BR117 is the source of this 2341-nucleotide messenger RNA. RefSeq lists its product as uncharacterized. Gene Ontology annotation, molecular function: nucleic acid binding. The transcript is spliced from 7 exons. The coding region runs from base 1 to 1944 and encodes 647 amino acids. The record is from RefSeq and is a predicted model, not a curated record. Lineage: Eukaryota; Fungi; Chytridiomycota; Chytridiomycetes; Spizellomycetales; Spizellomycetaceae.
AUGCCAGGACAUGAGCAAGGCAUUCUUACGCACACAGCAUACGGAGCAUCCGACAAUACGCGUUAUGAGGCGGCACUCCCAUCCCCACUAGGCAGUUUGUCUUGGCUUCAAGAUCGAGCCCCGUCUUAUAUGUCCGCCAAUACUCUUCAGUCAAGUCGUCAGCCGAUGGAAAGUAUUCCGCCCGCGGCAGAAGCGAGAAACCCUGUAUCAGAGGACAAAGCCAUUGAUGUGACUACUGCUAAAGCAUGCGGUAGCUCCCUAUUGACUCUGUUACAACUGCGGCCCAACGUUCCAUCCACAACAAAAUUUGCUGUCCUAAAGCUGAGCAACAUAGCAUGGAAUCUCAGCAUUUCUGACGUGGUUGCGUAUUUUGCACCGUUCAAGGUCCCUGUAUCUCACCUAUCUCCGCACUAUACUCAAGGCGUUCAUAUUAUAAUGAACCGUGCCACUGGGAAGACCCAAAGCGAUUGCUUUGUGGAAUUUCCUAGUUAUACUGAAGCCCAGCGAUCUUUAGAUUUGCAUGCCCGAGGGAUCCUGAAGGGUCGUAUCGUCGUUGCGCAGUGGAGCAGCCAAGCGGAGCUGAUGGAUGCCUUGUUUCCGCAUCGGUCUUCUGGGCUCCAGACUGAUACACAGGGGAAUCCGUCCGUUGAGACCUCGGCGCUACAGGGAACGAUGGACAAGAGAUGCAAUGACACCUUCCAAUCUCGACGGGCCGUUGGAAGUGGACUUGUGUACGGUCAAUCAUCGUCUUCGCAACUGAAAGAAGGCGUUUAUCUGCUACGCGAAGAGAUUAAUGCUCUGCUGCUUGUUUGCAGAAACUACAAGCUUCAUUUCUCCCGCAAGUGCGCGGAAAGGCCUUUUGAAAAUAUUAUCUCAAUUAUUUGCAAGAUACCCUGGCAUGAACCACAUUUAGUGUCGACAUCUCAUAGGGACCAUGUAUUUGAAAUGCUCAAACUGUCGCUGGAGUCUCUCAGUAUUCAUCUAUCCCGCCACGACCACCAUAUUGAUGGCAGCUUGAUGAUGCGGAUGGUACGAGCCGGUCUGUGCGUUCCGCUGUUUACAGAGCGACAGAAAGUAACCCUUUUAAACGUGGCUGGUUUACCAUGUCCCAAAGAUCUUGCACCAUUUGUGUACAAUCCACCACAAGUGCAACCGUCUCGGUCUCCCGAUGCGAAGGAUCGUGCGAGGUCCGCGACCCCAUCAAACCUCGGCGAGUCCUCUUUACAGGAUCUAUCAUCGACCUCAUCCACGUCCACUACCUUUUACAACACGGUAUCAACUUUGGAAGAAAUGACUUGCCACAUCGAAGAACUCACUAUGGACGAUGAGCCUGCUCAGUCUACUCCUGUCGCCAAGACCUCGAAUCAAGGUGCUGUUCAGAAGACUUUUAGCCAAGCUGUCUCUCGUUCGGCUGAUCUCUACCCGUCUCCGCCAGAUGCAGAUGGAUCUGGGACAUCCCAUUGUGUCGCUACUGCGACCCCUAAUCCUUUUUCUGAGCCGGACCAACGACUUGAUGUAGUCACCACUCCUGCCAUGACUCUAAGUCUCUAUGCUGCCCGCAUCCGCAUGCUUGAGCAAGCCCUUCGACAAAGUGAAACCCGAUAUGAAGAGUUACGAAGGCGGCACGAAGCAUCUGUCACUCGCAGCCAAGUUGAGCAGCAAGAACUCAUCAACGCCAAACUGCGUACCGAAGGUCAAUGUCGGGACCUGGAGAGUUUAGUGGGUAAUCUAGAAAAAGCCAACGCGGAACUUGAACGCCGCUGCUCCAAGCUUCAGCAAUUGCUCUCAGCGAAUUUGAGACAAGAAGAUAUUCAAGGAACUCGCAGGAGACAUUCUGCUACUCAAAGUACCGGGAACAGCAACUAUGAGCGCCAAAGGUCUCAAGUUGGUUAUUUGACUGGAACUUCCAUCACUUCAGAAAGUGUCAAGAGUAUUUGGAAGUAAUGUACAUGAUCACCUUUGAUGGAUCUACUUUAUCACAGGUCUUGCGUUCGGACACAGCAAAUCUCAGCUUACGACACGAUAAUUCAGCCUACACAGUUGAAAUUGGAAAAGGACACUCCCUAUUAUCUGCGCCGAACGUGGGUAUUACUGUGGAAAUUACUGCAUAAUUGCACAUGAACGUUAUAGAUUGUCAAACACGCCAAAAUAUGCUUGUCAUGAUGUUUCGCGGGACACUAAUAUAUAUUGCAAAGUGAAUUUGAGAGCAAUCGAAUAAUGAGAUGUAAAAUGUAGAUAGACUACGAGCAUUGAUGCAGAGUUUGUUCCUCCGUCUUGAAUUUUCGCCAAAUGCAAAAGCUUCCUAUGUGUGCCCUCUGAAUAUAGAUUACAACAAUACUUG